Molecule: messenger RNA, 2340 nt
Organism: Phytophthora infestans T30-4
Lineage: Eukaryota; Oomycota; Peronosporomycetes; Peronosporales; Peronosporaceae
Product: endo-1,3(4)-beta-glucanase, putative
Exons: 1
Coding region: 1-2340 (779 amino acids)
Molecular function (GO): endo-1,3(4)-beta-glucanase activity
Source: RefSeq, a predicted model, not a curated record
AUGAAGGUUUCUGCGUCAGCAUUUAUUGGGCUUGGUGCAGUUCUCCAGCACCUGCAUCUUCCUGUCGUUGCCAGCUUCAGUGAUGACUCACCCGUCGUUGCACCCACGUUUGCGCCUGUAAACGUCACCGCCCCAGAAGCUGGAGAUGUUGACUUCACCAACUCGUCAGCUGCAGACCCCGACGUUGGUGAUGAAGCCUCCUCUGGAUUUCGAGCUCUGGAACCACCCGGCUACCUCGUCGAGCACACCGACGCCAUGAUGGGUUUGUGUCCGCCUCGCUUUCUCGACUCGUCCGUGAUCAAGACCCGAGCCAUCCCCACCAACAAUUGGUGGGGCAACAUCAUCGCGCACGACGCCAACGCUGCCAUCCAGCCCAUUUGGUCCAACCCAUACUCCCUGCAGAUGGUUGUCGACAAGGCUCCUUUCGGUAUGUCAGUCAGCUAUCCGUAUCGCAGUCGCUUCAGCGGUGGCAGCUCUGGCAACAACGGAGCUGUCAAGUUCUACGCACACGGCAUGGUCCGUGAAGUCCUGUUUUCGGCCGAGGAGAUCGUGUGGCAGAAGCCCAACUUCCAAGUCGUCGACUGGGCCGACCAGGGAGUGACCGUCAAGUUCACCGCCGGAUCGUCCAGUGGCGCCAUGGUGUCGGACUUGGUGUCUGGUAUGGUGUACUCGUCGAUGAAGUACUCGGGUCUCACCCCUCGACUGGUGUCGAGUGCAGUAGUCUCCACCAUCAACGGUCAGCCAUUGAGUGGUCCAGUCCGCGGUUCCAAGUUUGAGAUCGUCUACAACUCCGGUCAGAAGUGGGUCGUCUACGCGCUGUCGAGUGAUGGUCGCAGUGACAAGGAGAUCACUCUUACAGCUGACGGCACUUCCGCUCUCAAGAGCACAGGCGUGUUCGACGGUAUUCUGCGUGUUGCUCUGGUGCUUGAAGAUUCGUGGCUGACUACGCUGGACCAACACAAAUCCUGCAUCGUUCAGGCUGCAACCAUCGACCUGCAUGACGACAGCUCCUACGCGUUCAAGUGGAAGACGACGGGCGACUGCUCUUGCGGUUUGCUGCACUACGCUAUGAAGCACCACACUGAAACCAUCGACACGAGCAGUGGUGUCCGUCAGGUGGACGGGAUCGUGGCGUACUCAACUACUCGAGGAGCGUAUCAGGCUUUCACGACGCCUGAAGGCUCAGCCGACCCCGUGUGGGAGAUCAAGGAAACUCAACAAGUACCGGAAGACUUCUACCCGUCCCGCAAGAUCGCGUCCAACAUGGCUCAGCAACAACGUAUCGUCGACCACCUGCGUGAAGACAUCAAUGCCGGGUGGUCCAUUCCUCUUGAUGGCAGCUACUACUUUAACGGCAAAGCUGCACAGAAGUACGCCUCGCUCUGUCUGAUCGCGAACGACCCGGCCAUCGUCGGAGGCGACAAGAGUCUCCUCAACUCGUGUCUCAAUAAGCUUCGUGGUGUGAUGGCUCCGUUCGUGGCCAAUUCCUGGGCCAACAAGCUCCAGUACGACCAAAUCUACGGCGGUAUCGUGAGCUCGCAGGGGUUCAAGACCAAAGACCUCAACGCUGACUUCGGCAACACUAUGUACAACGACCACCACUUCCACUACGGCUACUGGAUCCACACGGCAGCCAUCAUCAACCGCCUGGACCCGAGCUGGAGCGACCUCCCCAAGCUCAAUACCAUGGUCAACCUGCUGGUCCGUGACGUCGCCAACUUUGACCCGGACGACAAGUUCUUCGCGCGAUUCCGCUCCUUCGACUGGUACCGCGGACACUCGUACUCGCACGGCGUCACCCCAUUCGCGGACGGUAAAGACCAGGAGAGCACGUCGGAGGAUGUCAACUUCGCCUUUGGCAUGUACAUGUACGGUAAGGCCACCAACAACGCCGCCAUGGAGGCCGUCGGGAAGCUCAUGACUCGCGUCAACACACACGCCAUCAAGACCUACUUCCUCAUUGAGGACGCCAACCAGAUCCACCCCGCCAACUUCCGUCCCAAUAAAGUCACAGGCAUCUUCUUCGACAACAAAGUGGACUACGCCACGUGGUUCAGCGCCGAGAAGUACUGCAUCCACGGUAUCCAGAUGAUCCCCGUGUCGGCUGUGACCGAGUUCGUGCGCACCAAGCAGUUCGUCAAGGAGGAGUGGGAGCAGGUGCUGGGCAAGGAGACGAUCGUUACGCGUGAGGAUACAGGCAACGCGUGGCUGUCACUGCUGUACGCCAACUUCGCUAUGGUGGAUAAGCAGCGCGCGUUGGGUGUACUGCAGAAAGCCAAAAUGGACGACGGUCUGUCUCGUUCGUGGGCACUGUACAUGGCCUCCAGCUUCGCAGAGUGA